Contarinia nasturtii (swede midge) is the source of this 1149-nucleotide messenger RNA. Its product is annotated as zinc finger protein OZF-like. The annotation marks the transcript as partial. Lineage: Eukaryota; Metazoa; Arthropoda; Insecta; Diptera; Cecidomyiidae. Gene Ontology annotation, biological process: regulation of transcription by RNA polymerase II. The record is from RefSeq and is a predicted model, not a curated record. The transcript is spliced from 2 exons. Gene Ontology annotation, molecular function: DNA-binding transcription factor activity; RNA polymerase II cis-regulatory region sequence-specific DNA binding.
AUGAAUCCGUAUCGCAGCAGUAGAACGUUGGGUGGAAAGUCCAAAAAGCAUAAAUGCAAGCGAAAUCAAAAGAAACCGUCGAUUAAAAUCAAAGAAGAAGUCGAUGUCAAACAAGAACCAAGCGAUAGCGCUUAUUUGAUUCAACACACACCGUCAUCGCCCCAAGCAACACCGAAUGGAGUCAUCAAGUCAGAGAGCGAGAGCGAUAGUGAGAUCGAUUUGGAAAGCAAGCUGAAUUAUGUGAAUAAAGAAAUCAAAAGCGAAGAUGAAUUGAAGAGCGACACGGCGAAGGAUGGAAAUGGAAUGGCAAAUGAUGAUCAGAUUGGUGAAAGCUCAAGUGCUUCAAAACGAAAUUCAAAUAAGAAACAACGCAAAGAAGGUCGUUCAAAACGGAAGAAGUCAAAAGGUUCAAAAAAUGACAGAAUGGCCAAACCUUCAAAGAAGCCGUCCGUGAAGCAUGGGAAAAAACACAAAUUCACUUUCUGCAAUUAUGUGACAUCGCAAAAAGGAAGUCUCACAGUGCACAUUCGUACCCACACCGGCGAAAAGCCGUUCGCAUGUGAAAUAUGUGGCAAGGCUUUUUCAGACAAAAGUAGUUUCAAUCGACAUAAGAGAACUCAUGCUCCAAAAUUUCCAUUUUGUUGUUCGAAGUGUCGUCGAGGUUUUGCACAUGAAAUCGAUAAAAUCAACCACGAAAGCGAAUGCAAGCAUCCUCAAUAUCAGUGUCAUUUUUGCAAGAAAAGCACUUUUCGAUUGGUGAAUCUUAAGAAACACAUGCGAAUCCACAAUGGUGAGAGACCAUUCAGAUGCCGCAUUUGUACCAAAACAUUUGCACACAAAAUUAGUCUCAACGUUCAUUCACGCACCCACAUUAAAGAACUUCUAUUUGAUUGCGCACAAUGUGGCCGACGGUUCGCCAAUGAAAACGAGAAACAAUCGCAUGAGGAUCAUUGCAAAGGCCGACGAUACGAUUGUUAUCUUUGCCCAUACAAAUUUUUUCGCAAAAGCCAAUUGAAGCAGCACAUGCAAGUCCAUCACACUGGCGAAAAACGAUUCAAAUGUGGUGUUUGCGGAAAAAAAUGUCUUCACAAAGGUUAUAGCAAUACUGAAAAAGGUCUGAAAUGUAUAUUCUUGAAAACUCUUAAAAAU